GCAGCAUCCUGUGUACAGUGGAGGGGAGCUGCGCUGGCAGCAGCCGAACCCGCCCCCCGGUGGUCCGUACCUGGCCUACCCCAUCCUGUCGUCCCCCCAGCCCCCCGUCUCUAACGACUACACCUACUACCAGAUCAUGCCCGCCCCCUGCCCCCCCGUCAUGGGCUUCUACCAGCCCUUCCCUGGACCCUACGCGGGCCCGGUCCAAGCGGGUGUGGUCAACCCGGUCUCAGCAGAGGUCGGCGAAAGACCGGUACCUCUCGGACCCCCAUAUGGACUGACCUCUCAGAGGGGGAGGGGCAUGGUCCGCUCUAAUGUUCUCCCAAAGCAGCCUCACCUGAGCGUGGGCCAGACUGUGAGGGGCCGCCGGCCCCCCAGCAGGAGCGUGGCUGUGCAGAAGGAGGUGUGCACCUUAGCCCCUGAUGGGAGGACCAGGACCAUCCUGCUGGUGGAUGCUGCUCAGCAGACAGACUUCCCAGGUGAGGCGUCGGGUCGGUGCAGCGCCGAGCGGGUCAGUCCUCUGAUGUGGAAGAACCGAACCAAGAGACGACGGGCGUCUCAUCAGGUGGAGAACUACAGCGAGCCGGGCGCCAGCGAGGCCGACAUCGACAGCGACAGUGGCUACUGUAGCCCCAAACACAACCAGGCUGCCGGGUCGGCCCAAAGAACCACAGAGAACACUGCAGCACCGCUGGUGGAGGCAGGUGUCAUGGCAGGAGGCAGCUGGCUAAACGUAGCGUCUCAGGCCACCCAGAAGUCCUGGAGGGACAGAACCGGCCCGUUUCAGAGGAAGAAUCCCGAGCAGAGACACCUGGCUCAGGAUUUUCUGAACGGAUAUCCAGGACGGAUCCCAGCCACCCCAUCAGAACCCAGAGUCCCUGGUACCGACCUGACUCCAGAACCUCUUUACUUCGAGGACGAGGAGGAAUUCCCAGAUCUGCGGAACGGAGGUGCAGUCCUGAUCCGCAGCAAACCAGAAUCUGCUCCUGCUCAGACCCAAACUCAACCCAAACUGCCCAAAAACCUGCUGGACGACCUUCCAGAGAACUCUCCCAUCAACAUCGUGCAGACUCCCAUCCCCAUCACCACAUCUGUCCCUAAGAGGGCCAAGAGUCAGAGGAAGAAGGCUCUGGCUGCAGCUCUGGCCACGGCGCAGGAGUACUCUGAGAUCAGCAUGGAGCAGAAGAAGCUGCAGGAAGCCUUCAUCAAGGCUGCAGGGAAGAAGAGUAAGACCUCUGUGGAGUUGGACCUGGGAGACAUGCUGGCAGCUCUGGAGAAGCAGCAGCAGGCCAUGAAGGCCCGACAGCUCACCAACACCAAGCCUCUGUCCUUCACAG
This is a messenger RNA of Austrofundulus limnaeus, 1337 nucleotides long. It is a transcript of the gene secisbp2l, whose product is annotated as SECIS binding protein 2-like. The record is from RefSeq and is a predicted model, not a curated record. Gene Ontology annotation, cellular component: mitochondrion; ribonucleoprotein complex. Gene Ontology annotation, molecular function: mRNA 3'-UTR binding; selenocysteine insertion sequence binding; ribonucleoprotein complex binding. NCBI's taxonomy places the organism in Eukaryota, Metazoa, Chordata, Actinopteri, Cyprinodontiformes, Rivulidae.